GUGCCUGGAUGCUGGUUUCCCUCUCCAGCAUAUGUGACUAGUCCUACAGUGGGGCGACUGAUAGGGCGGCAAAGCGGCUGAAAAAAACGGGGUUUAAAGCCGCUGCGAAAUGGCUGGACAGCAGUUUCAGUACGACGACAGUGGCAACACCUUUUUCUAUUUCCUCACGUCCUUUGUGGGACUAAUAGUAAUCCCAGCCACCUAUUACCUCUGGCCCCGGGAUCAGAAUGCGGAGCAAUUAAGAUUGAAGAGCUUACGACGAGUCCAUGGAAGAUGUCUGUGGUAUCGCCUUCGGCUGAUGAAAUCACAGCAGAGCAUUGUUCCAACACUUAAAAAAUCAGCCCUGUUGUUUGGGUGGGCAGUAUUUCUUCUCCUGGCCUAUAAGGUGUCUAAAUUAGAUCGAGAGUACCAGGAGUAUAACCCCUAUGAGGUCCUCCACUUGGAAGCAGGAGCGUCUGUUGCUGAGAUUAAGAAACAGUACAGAGUGCUGUCUCUGAAACACCAUCCUGAUAAAGGUGGAGAUGAGGCCAUGUUCAUGAAGCUUGCUAAAGCUUACUCUGCUUUAACGAAUGAGGAAGCACGGGAUAACUGGGAGAAGUAUGGCAACCCUGAUGGCCCAAGAGUGACAAGUUUUGGAAUCGCUCUUCCUGCGUGGAUUGUUGAUCAGAAAAAUUCCAUGCUGGUGCUGCUGGUCUAUGGGUUGGCUUUUAUGGUUAUACUUCCUGUGGUUGUGGGCACAUGGUGGUACCGCUCCAUCCGCUACAGUGGUGAUCAGAUCCUCAUCAACACAACACAGCUUUUCAUGCACUUUAUGUACAAAACGCCUACAAUGAACAUGAAACGAUUGGUGAUGGUUUUGACGGCAGCAUUUGAAUUUGAUCCUCGUAGUAACAAAGAGGCCAUCAUAAGACCAACAGACAACAUAGAAGUUCCACAGUUGAUUCGGGAGUUGGGAAACAUUAAUGUGAAGAAGAAGGAGCCUCCGUUCUGCUAUCCCUACAGCCUGAAGGCUCGAGUCUUACUUCUUACACACCUUGCCAGGAUGGAUGUUUCUGAGAACAUAGAGGAGGAUCAAAGGUUUGUGGUGAAGAAGUGCCCUGCUUUACUACAGGAAAUGAUCAAUGUCGGCUGUCAACUUACUAUGAUGGCAACCAGCAGAGGAGGUCUUCGGGCUCCCAGGUUGUCAUCCAUAGAGAACUGCAUGAAGUUGUCUCAGAUGGUGCUUCAAGGACUGCAGGAGGCCAAGUCUCCUCUGCUUCAGCUGCCCCAUUUUGAAGAGGAGCACCUCCGAUACUGUAUCUCUAAGAAGUAUAAGGUAAGAACAUUGCAAGAUCUUGUCAGUCUGAAGGACUCUGACAGGAGAAACAUGCUGCGGUUCCUGGGGGAGGAGAAGUAUGAUGAGGUCAUGGCGGUCCUCGGGAGCUUUCCCUGUAUCAACAUGGAAACCAAACUUCAAGUGUUGGAUGAUGAAGAUAGCAAUAACGUCACGGCAGGAUCCAUUGUCACAGUUACCGUCACUUUGACAAGGAAGAGAAUGUCUGAGAUGUUUGAGAAAGAGGACGCACCGGUACCAACAGAGGAAACUAAUGCAGAGGAGCAAGGUGAUGCCAAAAACAAGCCAAAAGUUUGGCAAAAUAAGAAUAAAGGAGCUAAGAAAGCUGCCAAGUCCAAAAAGAAGAAACUGACUAAGAAGAAACCAGUCACCCAACAGCAAGCCAAGGGAGACAAGGCCAAACACCCCAAUGGCAGUGUGGCAGAAAAUGAUGUUGCUCCUGCAUCAAAAGUGGAAGAGGACGAUCUUUCUGAUAAAGGCAGUGAAUCAGAUGAAGCAGAGGGAAAUAAGGACUCUCCCAGCGAGAGAGAUGAGGAGAGCGACAAGCAGAGUGACACUGAGGUGGACGAGAUUGCCGGAGAUGAUGAGGAGGAAUGGGAGGCACUACAACAGAGCAUUCAGCGCCGUGAAAGGGCACUGUUGGAGACCAAGUCUAAGGUCACACAUCCUGUGUACAGUUUGUACUUCCCUGAGGAGAAGCAGGAGUGGUGGUGGCUCUACAUUGCAGAUAGGAAGGAACAGACGCUGGUGUCUAUGCCCAACCACGUCUGUACACUCAAAGACUCAGAGGAGGUUGAACUGAAAUUCCCCGCUCCAUCCAAAACCGGAAACUAUCAAUACUCUGUGAUUCUCAGAUCAGAUUCAUUCAUGGGACUAGAUCAGAUCAAGCCACUCAAGCUGGAGGUUCAUGAGGCGAAGGCCAUGGUGGAUAACCACCCUCAGUGGGAUAUCCCAGAAACUGAGGAAGAGGAGGAUGACCAGGAGGACAGUGAUGGCAUUGAGGAAUCUGAGGAAGAUGAAGAAGACAAUGACUAAACCAGUCAUUUCAUGCAAACUUGAGCACAGCUCAUACACCCUUGUGCCCACUCAUGCGCGUGCACACACACACACACACGCUCCUACACAUCCACAUAACCCCAGACAUUGACGUCUUCUGGGUCACCACACACUGGAGGCAAACAGGAGACAAGGAUGUUGACGCCCCAUGUUCCUGUUUAAAACAAUCAUGAAUCACAAAUCUGUCCUCCAAUGAAAAUAAGACAUAAGGAACUGUUGGUUAUCUUUCCCUGCGUUCGUCCAGUCGUUAUCAGUGGGCUGUGACAUGUGACAGUGGUUAUUUGUGGGGUCCAGCUGUGUUUCAGAUUCCUCUCUGCUUGAUGAAAAAGAUGCAUCGAUGCAACCAAUGCAUCGGAAAAAUAAAACCCAGAAUACCGCUGAAAAAUCACACACCUCAUGACUGUCAUUUUUCAAUAUCACCGUUUAUGCUUCAAGGGUGUUUUCUACCUUAUCAUUUUGUAGUUUUAUGUAGUUUAUUAGAUAUCAGAUUUACCAGGUGUUUCCACUUUUUACGAGGCUGUGUGAUGUGUAAUCUGGAGUAAGCAUGAACCACAAGGGUGUGGAUGUUUUCUGAGCUUGAGCAGGAAUUAUGGGAUGAAGGGUACUGCACUACUGUGGGUUGCAUCUCAAUUCUUUAUGGUCAUCAAGUGUGAAAGUCCAAUACAUUUAUAAAUCUCACCUAUUGUAACAACUUCCAGCUUUUCUCUUCACUAGCACAGGUUGUCUCAGCCUCACGAAAAAAAAGACUGCAGACAUUCCACAGGCAGGUCUAUGGUUUAGUCCUGAUUUAACUCCUAAUGUCGCUUUACCUAGAACUGCUGUCUGUCUGUUCCACAAAAAAAAAGCAAGCUGAUAUAAGAAAGAUUUCUUGGCACUGUGUCAUAACAGUCUAAGUAAUCCAAGGUUUGGAUUUGUGAAAAAGAGCAUUUUUUUUCUUCUCCUUUCAUCAGUUACACUAAUCUCUUGGCCAUGGGGCAGCAAAAGAUGGUUGGGUGUCUUUUUGAACCAAAAAAUUAUUACAUUAAUUUGUAUUUAUAUAUAAUUUUGUCUUGCAUUCCACACUCAUCAAAUAUGAAUGCCUUAUUCGAUGUACAGAUUUUUUUGAAGCCACAACUAUUGCAGAUGGUUUGUUAUAGAAACGAAUUAUUUAGGGUCUAUGUUUAUUUUUGCGUGUUUUGUGCGUGGCGGGAUGCCAACCAUGCUCAAACUUGAGGGUAUAUUUAGCUUUUUUUGUGGAUAUGAUUAUUUUCAUCUAUUUUAAAUGUUAUUUUGCACCAGUGGACGGUCUGACAGCAUAUUGGAAGUGCUGAUUUAGUGGUUAUGAAAAUAUUGGUCUGGUCUGUUCAUUUGUCAAUUAGUGGGAGAGGUUAAGAUGACUGAUAAGAAAUUAUUUGAGUUGUAAAAAUGCGUAUGAAAUGUAAUUUCAAUUGUUUGUUUGUUUUUUUGUUUUUUUUUAAAUCAUGAAUUAAUGACAGGAAA
Messenger RNA from Carassius auratus (goldfish), 3868 nucleotides. RefSeq names its product translocation protein SEC63 homolog. Gene Ontology annotation, molecular function: transmembrane protein transporter activity; RNA binding. The transcript is spliced from 20 exons. NCBI's taxonomy places the organism in Eukaryota, Metazoa, Chordata, Actinopteri, Cypriniformes, Cyprinidae. The record is from RefSeq and is a predicted model, not a curated record. Gene Ontology annotation, biological process: SRP-dependent cotranslational protein targeting to membrane; post-translational protein targeting to endoplasmic reticulum membrane. Gene Ontology annotation, cellular component: Sec62/Sec63 complex. Bases 110 to 2368 code for a protein of 752 amino acids.